This is a messenger RNA of Ostrea edulis (European flat oyster), 5615 nucleotides long. RefSeq names its product lysine-specific demethylase RSBN1L-like. The record is from RefSeq and is a predicted model, not a curated record. Gene Ontology annotation, cellular component: nucleus. The transcript has 5 exons. NCBI's taxonomy places the organism in Eukaryota, Metazoa, Mollusca, Bivalvia, Ostreida, Ostreidae. The coding region runs from base 31 to 4014 and encodes 1327 amino acids.
CUGUUUACAUCCGGGAGUUUUGUCAACAAAAUGGCCGACGAAGCUGCGGCAGAUCGCGAUGAUGUGAACAGCUCUGGAGGGAAUAAUAUCUUUGAAAUUUUACAAAAGCAACCAAUAAAUGAUGCUACAAAGACGCAAGUAUGUGUAAAGCUAGAAGACAUAGCUGACACAGGUGGGAAAGGAAAGAAAGAUCAAUAUUUAUUUCGUAACCUACCUGGACUCCAUGUUACACAUGCUGUUGAUGCAAUGUAUGCUUCAUCAGACAACAGUUCUAAUUCGUUUGAAGAGUCGAAUUUGUUACCUGAGAAGAAACUACCACAUUUAACAGUUUCACAACAAGGAGGGGGACAUAUUCCCGACCCUUGCAUCAGUCCUGAUACAGGGAAACGAAAACGCAUACAGCACGAUUACCGACGCUUGUCAAAAUCUGGUUAUUUGGAUGAUUAUGUUUGUCGUGAAGGGAGAUUUUCAUCUACAAGUGAUUCAGAUAUUGGAAUCUCCCCUUCACCUCCAAAGAUCAAAGUGAAACCAGUUGUUAAUGGUGCAUCCAAUGGAUCUACAAAAGUGUCUUCUCCGGUGAAAAAGGAGGUCCCUGUCGGUAGUGAUGUAAAUGACAGUCCGUCAGAGCCGACCUUGGAUAGUCCAGAGAGGAAGGAGAAGAUGAAGCACCACCACCACCCAAAACACCACAAGCACCAUAAACAUAAGCACCACAGUGAAAAGCGGCUCCCCUCAGAUUUAACAGGCCAUUAUGAGAACCACACACCAUGUCCUGCAAAAGUUGUAGGUAGUGAAAGCACAGAAUCUCCUCAGAAAACAUACGUCCUAAGUCGUGAUGACGUCACAAAUACAAUAAGAAUAUCAUCCAGCAAGAAGCGCAUUGUCAACAAUUGUGGGGUGCAGGUGAACUUAAGGCGGAGGACGGAAAAUCGAUAUGUGCAGGUGAAUUUAUCCAGAAGGCAUGACACGCCAGGUGUGCAGACUCCAGAGAAGGUCAGUAUGAAUGGACACAGUAUAAAACAUGGCACCAUCACCGGUCACAAGGUGUCCAGAGGGGUCCAGACUAGUACCACACCAAGUACACACAACAUAGCAGCAAAGAGUGCACCGCCAUCCGAAACUCCGAAGGCUUCAGAAGAGGUCAACCAGGAAAUUAAAAAGAGUGAAAUAUUGACAGAUUCUAAAGUCUUCUCUCUUCAUAAGGAUCUGGUCCCUAACAAAGAUAACCCUCUUGUGAACUCGAAAUACAAGCAUUUAAUGCACAUUGAGCAGUAUCCAAAUGGUGGCGCAUUGGUUCUUCAUGUGUAUCAGAACGAAAUCUCAAAAUUGUCCCCGGAGCAGAUGGAAGAAUUCGUGAAGGACUACUUUGACUUUGUGUACGGUGAGAGUAGUGAAGGCGUGGGGCACUGUGUGAUGGGUAUUGUACACGAUGCCAUAACUAACCUGCCAGAUUUCAUAGAUUACUUCACAGAAAACCACCCAGAAAUCACGGUCAAAGCGGGCGUACUGGGAAAAUCGGACAUUGAGACCAUUACUAUGUCGAAAUACCAAGAACAAAUGAUCAAGUCAUACAAGAAUGGGACUUUUAGAUGUGGCCCGCUCUUACAGAUCAGUCUGGUGGGGACAGUACAUGAAGAGGUGGGUGGGUUUUUUCCAGAGUUUUUGAAUCUGUUGGAAUCUAAUCCCUUUCUAAAGGUCGUCAUGCCCUGGGGAAUCCGGUCCGCCGUACCGAAGAUGCCCAGGAAUCGCAGCAAUGACGGUCCCAUUCUCUGGGCGAGACCAGGGGAACAGACAGUACCCACAGCUGACAUGCCCAAGUCUCCAUUUAAACGUAAAAGGGGACUUAAUGAGUUGAAGAAUCUCUCUUAUCUCCCUCGGGCUUCUGAACCUCGGGAAAACUUGGUGGAGGAUCGAACUAGGUGUCAUGCUGAUCAUGUUGGGCAUGGAUUUGACCGCAGGACCACAGCAGCUGUGGGGAUGCUAAAAGCAGUGAAAUCCGAAACUGAGGGGGGCUGUGACACGCGGGUUGUGAAGGAUGUGAUCUGCUUUCACUCGGGGGACUUUAUGCAACUGGUAGACAAACUUCAGCUGGAUCUUCAUGAGCCGCCUGUGUCUCAGUGUGUGACAUGGGUGGAAGAUGCAAAACUGAACCAGCUCCGCAGGGAUGGAAUUCGCUAUGCAAGGAUUCAACUGAGAGAUAAUGACAUAUACUUUAUUCCCCGAAAUGUGAUCCAUCAAUUUAAGACUGUGUCUGCGGUGACCAGCAUAGCAUGGCACUGUCGUCUGCAACAUUACCACCCAGACAUACUGGAGGAGGAAGAAAUCACAGAGGACAACAUUACAAAAGCAACAGAAUCUCAAGACCUGGACCAACCUAGGAACACCUCGGAGGAAAAGGUGCAGGCAGUUAAGACCCAUCCUGAAAACUCACCAGAGAAAAAGGAAAGGGUUCACUCAUCUCAUAGUCUGGAGAAGAAACAGAAGAUUGGGCAUCAUGAAACUCUGGCCAAAAGAGACAAGUCGCAUUCUUCUAGUACGCCAAGUAAAAGAGAGGUUUCUUCUGUUGGCACUCCAGAUAAGAAGGAGUCUCAUAGGCAUCACAACACUGGAGAGAGGAGCUCUAACAAAUCUCACAAGCACAAUAGUAGUUCAUCAGGCGAUAAAAGAACAUCCCACAAACACAGCUCGAGUUCAUCAAGUCAAUCGGACAAAUCUGUGAAAAGACCUCAUGAAGAAAUGGUCAACAAAGAUGGUGAAGGGAAGAAAAAGCAUUUGAAAGAUUCACAUUCAGAAAAGGUACAAAAACAUUCAAGUCUAUCUGAAAAGCAUCAUAAACAUUCUAGCUCAAAGCCCAGUCCCACAAAAUCUCACCAUCUUAAAGAAAAUUCCAAAGAGAGAACAAGCAAGCAUCAUUUGAAUUCUCCAAAAGGAGAUCACAAGGACAAGUCCAGAAAGCAUCAUUCUAGUUCCUCAGGAAAAGGAAGUGGAGAAAGAACAUCCCAGAAGAGACCCAUCUCAUCUGUGGAUGGAAGUGGGGGAACAACACCCCAGAAGAGACCCAUUUCAUCUGUGGAUGGAAGUGGAGAAAGAACACCCCAGAAGAGACCCAUCACAUCUGUGGAUGGAAGUGGAGGAACAACACCCCAGAAGAGACCCAUUUCAUCUGUGGAUGGAAGUGGAGAAAGGAUGACCCAGAAGAGACCCAUUUCAUCUGUGGAUGGAAGUGGAGAAAGGAUGACCCAAAAGAAAACCAUUUCAUCUGUGGAUGGAAGUGGAGAAAGAACACCCCAAAAAAGACCCAUUUCAUCUGUGGAUGGAAGUGGAGAAAGAACACCUGUGAAAAUGUCUAAAUUAGAAUGGCAGCAAAAUGUAGAAAAGACUCCAAUAAAAUUCCUAGUUUCUUAUUCCAGUUCUGGAGGUGGGAAAGAGAAAGGUCACCAUCAGUCAACACCAAAGAAGCACAGUCACAGCCACACAUCAAGUAGUGCACAGAAACUUCAUUCAAACCUGACAGAUAGCAUUGUGCAAGACGGGGGUGAUCUGAAAGAUAGUGCAAGUGAGAAUGGAAAGAUUAUGUUAAAUGAUUCUCAAGUCACAAAAGAUAAAGUGGAUUGUGAAUCGGAAUCUUUAUCUCAACCCCAAGCAAGGAACUGUGAUCUCCGAACUCCCAGCAGCAAACCAGAGGUCGAUGAAACUAGUUGCAUGUCAUGGACACAGGCUGAUGGUACUGAUCACCUCAAUGAUAAGAAUUCUGAUACCUCACCAUGUGGGAAAAUUACAAUUUCAGAAGGUGAGAAAAGCAUGAUGAAUGUGCCGUCGGAUGUCCCGAACACUGUUGUGAAUGUGUCCGAUUCUGCUCCAUCGAUGGAGGAUGGAAAUUCUUUAGUGGAAAGAAACUCUUCUGUUCAAUCAACGUUAAUGGGGCUUCAUGAUAGUGAAAUGUUGACUGUAUCGAAAGAACCCGUGGACAGUUCACAUUCACUGGAUACGAAUGGAGAGGUUAUGUCAACCUGAAGAAAGUCAGGGAAUUAGAAUGUUUAUCAUAUUAUUAUUUAUUUUGUUUCAUCUCUCUCUCUCUCUCUCUCUCUCUCUCUCUCUCUCUCUCCUUAAUUUCAAUGGAUUUAUUUAGAUAUAUUAUAAAUUCACACAUGAGAAGUGUAGCAUUAUAUAAGUUGGAAAAGGUAUUUAUAACUUUUAAGCUGUCAGACAGGUUGUAGAACAGACGCCUAAUAUUUGGGUAUAGUGUCGAAGAUGUCUGCUUUUCUUCACAAAAGUAUUUAUCAGUUAUUGCAAAGGCCUGGCUGCAAGAACAGCUGAUUUUGGUCCAGAAACUUUACAAUUUAGUUUACAUGUUUUUGUUAAGUUCCGUAAUUUUUUCGUGUGGAAAUAGUCAGGAAAACAAAGCGACAUAAAAGAGUUGGUGAUUUUUACACUAUAGGACUACUGUCUAAAAAGUCCAUUCAUAGACAUCAUGUGUCCACCCAAAUUGUUUUCGUUGAUUUAGAUCAUUAAUAAGAUUUGAAUGUCAGGUUUUCUCAAUUUGAUCAUAAUUGACAAUUGACGUCAACCUAUACAUUGCAAAGAUAUGAAAGUUAGCGACAUUUCAUCUGCUGAAAAAAAUGAUGGAAAAUCCAUUUCUGUGACCUAGUUAAUCUUGUUCUUUGCUCAAAAUGACAAGCUACAAUAUUUUUAUUAGAUUGUUUUCAUUACUAUGAUUUCAAGGAUUUGGGGUUGUAAUUUUUGUUUUAUGAUAAAUGUUUUUAGUCUUAAAGGCAGCUACCUCUUGGUGCACUGAACCGUGUAACCAUGUGUGUUUUACUUGUAAACUUUAGUGCACUGAACCAUGUAUGUGAACUUUCCUAAGUGAGAGGAAAAGUUUAGAAAAUUAAAAGCUUGACAUCUCUCUCCUGUUUACAAGUUUGUGUAUUUAAUGUACAUAACUUUUAUUAUCAGUGUACAUAGAUUUAUUGUUAAUGUACAAAAUAUCAUUGUGUGUAUUGCAAUUUCUAUUGUUUUUCAUGAUAAAAUAGUUGUACAUAUAGCAGAUGAUUAGUACACCGCACAGGAGAGCGCUCACUGAACACUGAAAGUCCGGAAAAUAAACUUACAGGUACAGAGUACUAUUGUACUGAUGUACUAGUUUGAAUUGGUAGUACUAGAGACGAGGUAGUGAGGGGGUAGUUUAUGUCCUACUGUGUACAUGUACACUUACACCAAGGUUUGAUGCCAUCACAUUGUACACACUCUGCAACUUUGUUUAGUCACGUAAUAGGGCUGUAUAUAAGUUACGUCUUUGACGUCAAUGACACAAUGAAUUACAAUGCAUUUUCUUUUCUUUUUUUUUUUUAACUUUGAAGUAAAAUUUAACUUGAUAAAAAUAAGAGUUUUUAGUCCACUACAUUACAUAGAAAAGCAACAAAUGUUCAGCCAAUCUAUGCCUUCAUGUGGAAGCUUAAUUUCACAUGUCACAUUUUUCAUUUAAACAUGAUGUCAUGAAUUUUGGUUUUAGAUGCCGUUUUAAUAUGGUGUUCUUGUAAUUUAUGUGUUGAUUAACUACAUGUAUAUAAAGUUGUCUUGUAUGUGUUGAUUAACAGUAUAAAGAUAUAUAUCUAUGA